Molecule: messenger RNA, 1717 nt
Organism: Balaenoptera acutorostrata (minke whale)
Lineage: Eukaryota; Metazoa; Chordata; Mammalia; Artiodactyla; Balaenopteridae
Gene: CLDN4
Product: claudin 4
Exons: 1
Coding region: 255-884 (209 amino acids)
Biological process (GO): bicellular tight junction assembly; cell adhesion
Cellular component (GO): plasma membrane; bicellular tight junction
Molecular function (GO): structural molecule activity
Source: RefSeq, a predicted model, not a curated record
CUUUAGCCUGAGAGCUUGCGGCAGCCGUUGGCAGGAAGGAACUGGUUCUGUUACACUCUUACGCUCGCUGGGUUUGUGCCGCUGACUCUCAGGAGAGACACCCAGAGCUGCUCCAACUGGCUUUGCCUCUGGACUUGCUGUGAAAGACCUCCCUGCGAACGCUGAGUGUUCAUCCUCGGCACUUGGACUCCUACAGCAUCCAGGGCCGGAUCCCCACAGGCUUCCAGGUCCUAGACCCCAGCAGACGCUAAGCUAUGGCUUCCAUGGGGCUGCAGGUGAUGGGUAUCGCUCUGGCCGUGCUGGGCUGGCUGGGCGCCAUACUGAGCUGCGCGCUGCCCAUGUGGCGCGUGACGGCCUUCAUCGGCAGCAACAUCGUCACGUCCCAGACCAUCUGGGAGGGCCUGUGGAUGAACUGCGUGGUGCAGAGCACAGGCCAGAUGCAGUGCAAGGUGUACGACUCGCUGCUGGCGCUGCCGCAGGACCUGCAGGCGGCCCGUGCCCUCAUCGUCGUCUGCAUCAUCUUGGCCGUGCUCGGUGUGCUGCUCUCGGUGGUGGGCGGCAAGUGCACCAACUGCGUGGAGGAUGAGAGCGCCAAGGCCAAGACCAUGAUCGUGGCCGGCGUGGUGUUCCUGCUGGCCGGCUUGCUGGUGAUGGUGCCCGUGUCCUGGACGGCCCACAAUAUCAUCCGCGACUUUUAUAACCCACUGGUGGCCUCGGGCCAGAAGCGGGAGAUGGGUGCCUCGCUCUACAUUGGCUGGGCCGCCUCUGGCCUGCUGAUGCUCGGUGGGGCCUUGCUUUGCUGCAACUGCCCGCCCCGUACCGACAAGCCCUACUCGGCCAGGUACUCUGCCGCCCGCUCCGCCCCAGCCAGCAACUACGUGUAAGGCGCUACCGUUGACUCUUUUCCUUUCGGCUUUGUUUCUCCCUGGACUGAGCUUACUGUGACCCCAGGAUGGCCCUGCCAAGUAGGGACUGAGCCAGGCCGUUGGCCAGCAGCCCUCAGCCCCUUCUGGCCCUCUCGGACAUUUUCUCAAGGUCACCUCCAACACUAGCAAGGAUGGAUGGAAAGAGACUCCUGUACCACCCUCCUCGGAAUGGCUGAGGAUACAGGGGGCUGGCUCCUGCUGGCCCGGACGGCCUGACUUUGCUUGGGCUCUGCCUCUGAGUGGGUGCUCAGCGGACCAUGGGACCAUGUCCGUGCUGACCGCUGUCCCCUUCUUUGAUCCUCCCCACUCCCUCUGCCAGCAUCCGCUGGGUGGGUCAGCGAGCACUGGGGCUGUGCCUUGCCCAUAGAAACCUGUGGCCACGAGAACGGCUGCCUUGCUCACCCACCUGCCCUUGGAGCAUAGUUGCCGAGCAAAGAGUGGACGGACAGGUUUAGAGGGGAGGGGCGGAGGUGCUACGAACUGGUUUGGGUAGUGGCGGGGGAGGGGGCUAUGGAGGCGGCCCAGGCUGCCCACACCCCUUCCCGCCCCUGCCCUGCGGCCUCCGAAGAAGGACCCCGGGCCCCUUGAGACUGGCUACCUCUGGAUCCUCACCCGUGCCAAGGUCAUUGGAGAGGCUGGAGAGGCAGGGGGAAUGCUCUUUCACUGGCCCUAACCCCAGGAAGUCCUGGGGCUUUCCCCUGCCUGCUACGAGGUUUCUGUUUUGUAAUUUAAACUAUUUGUCACAGUAAUUGCUAUUAUUUUCUACAAUAAAUGGGACCUGUGCACAGGAA